Messenger RNA from Spodoptera exigua (beet armyworm), 5454 nucleotides. The record is from the annotation of a GenBank genome assembly. Lineage: Eukaryota; Metazoa; Arthropoda; Insecta; Lepidoptera; Noctuidae.
GGAAAAAGUUGUUUUGAUUUGAUAUGAAAAAUAAUAAUUAUUAAUUUAUAGGUGUUAUACCACUUACAAGAACUUGACGGCGACGUGCAAAGUUUCGCUAUUCAAACUGUUAACGGGAAAGGAGUGAUACGGUUGACAAAUCGGUUGGAUUAUGAACGAAAGUCGUUGUAUCAACUUCGAGUGCUGGCUGUGGACCGUGCGAAUCAAGGGAGGGUGAACACUGGUACUGCUGCAAUCCUUGUUAAAGUACAAGAUGUGGAGGACCAGCCUCCCGAGUUUGUUGUUGCCAGUCCCGUGACUAGGAUCAGUGAAGAUGCUCCCAUUGGCACUUCAGUCUUGCAAGUUCGAGCCAUUGAUGGAGAUCGAGGAAUCAACAAUAGGAUAUCAUACAGCAUUAUAUCAGGUGGAGAGGAACACUUUGACAUUGACAGCAGUUCAGGGGUUGUGUACACUGUCAACCAACUUGAUAGGGAAGACCCCAAUAACAGCAAUGGGGCAUAUAUUUUGGAAAUAUUGGCUACUGAAGAAUCCCGCACCAUAUCACCAAUGCCCAGUGCUACCACGGAGGUGACAGUCAUUGUGACUGAUGUGAAUGAUGAGACUCCACGGUUCAGGAAUGACAGAUAUGUAGGAGAAGUGCUUGAGAACGCACAGCAGAAUACACCUAUUACAUUCUUGCAGGAUGCUAUUCCUGAAGUUUUUGAUUAUGAUCAGGGUAAAAAUGGUACAUUUGAAUUAUACCUAACGGGAGAUCAUGGUGUGUUUGAUGUUACACCAUUCAAAGGUAUCAAUGAAGCUUCAUUCCUUAUUAGAGUCAAUGAUGCAUCUUUCCUGGACUAUGAAAAAGUCACUGUUAUGAAUUUCAGUCUAGUCGCCAAAGAAAUUGUUACCAAAGAUCCUAAAAUGAGCAUAGUGCCAAUAGUAGUCCAUAUAAAGGACGAGAACGACAACUUUCCAGAAUUUACCGAGUCAUUGUACACAGUGUCGAUACCUGAGAACUGUGGGGUUGGCACCACUGUCGCAUGGGUGCAGGCCCUCGAUCAGGACUCAGAUAAUUAUGGCACCAGGGGAAUCAGAUACACCAGUCUUGGAGGAAGUAUUGCGAAUUUGCUAAACCUUAACCCAAUAUCAGGAGUAAUAACAGUAAAACAAGCGGGCGGUGACAGUUUCGACCGGGAACUCAUAUCUCGCCAUUACCUGACUGUUGAAGCCAGAGACGAUUUAGGCAAAGGCAACAGGAAUACAGCCCAGUUAAUUAUUAACAUAGAGGAUGUAAAUGACAAUGCGCCAAUGUUUCUAGCCAAUAAAUAUGAGGCUAGGUUACUGGAAAAUGAAAAGGAGUUUGAAAACCCACUUGUGCUCGAAGCUAGGGAUCUGGAUUUGAAUGGAACAAAGAACAGCCACAUUGAGUACUCAAUAGUUGGUGGAGAGUAUAAGGAUAACUUUACGAUAGACCCGAACUUGGGCAUUAUCACCCCUGUUGGAGGAUUGGACUUCGAACAGAUACCGGGCGAUAACAGUAACCUCCGGCCUAUACAUCUUACUGUACGUGCUCGCGACUUCGGAGAACCGUCUCUCUCAUCAACAGUACCAGUGACAAUUUACGUACAAGAUGUCAACGACCACGCCCCACUCUUCCAGCAAAUGAUGUACAAGAGAUCGAUACCUGAAGACAUGCCUGGAGGAACCAGCGUGCUUGAGGUUAAAGCUCGCGAUGCAGAUGGCUCAUCCCCUAACAACCGCGUGGUGUACAGAAUACAGCGCGGAGCGAGCGAUAAGUUCGUAAUAGAGUCCCGUACGGGAGUAGUGUCCGUUGCUAACGGGUCCACUUUGGAUCCCGACAAAACUACGCCUAAAAGCAAUCGCUAUACGCUAACUGUGGUGGCGUUGGACGGUGGUAUAGGUGACCAGCAACUGAGUGCGGCAGUUCUAGUGAAUAUUACUAUAGUUGAUGUGAACAAUAAGCCGCCUGUACUAGUUGAGCCAGGCACUAUCGUUGUUAGAGAAAACACCCAGGUAGGAACACAAAUAUACCGCGCCUCAGCCCACGAUCCCGACGACCAGCCAGUACUACGCUACGCCAUAGACAAGGCAAGCAGUGUUGCCAGAGAUGAGGACGGAAUCCCUAUAUCUUUGACAGAAUAUGACUUUCUUGCAUUAUGGGACCUGAAUGCGGUCGACGGAACACUAAAAGUGGUUAGACUCUUGGACCGAGAAAAGCUGGAAAUAGUUAAACUAGUGAUAACGGUAGAAGACAUGGCCGCCAUUGAUGGUGGUCCUCGACAGACUGCAUCAGCAACACUCACCAUAGUGAUCGAUGAUGAGAAUGACAACAACCCAGUGUUUAGAAAACCAAUGUACAAAACUUCCAUCACUGAAAACUCUAAGAAUGGAGUCAAUAUUGCUACCGUUAUAGCGGAUGAUGCUGAUAAGAAUAAGAGUAUGAAUUAUUUUCUUGAAGGACGUGAAGACCUUCUAAACUUGGUUCACAUGGACAGCAAAACAGGAGAAGUGGUAGUGGCCAGUAAGAUCGACCAUGAACUGUAUCCGUGGAUAAAUCUCACUGUGAAAGGAGUAGACAGUGGUGUGCCACCGCGGUACUCUGUCGUUGACUUAUUUAUACAGGUACUAGACGAAAAUGACAACAAUCCAAUAUUCGAGUCGUCAGCAUUUGAAUACAGGGUGCUUGAAGACGUGGAGCCGGGGACUACGAUAGCAAAUAUAUUGGCACGAGACGCUGACUCCGGCGAGUUCGGGAAGAUCACCUAUUUACUUGACCGAAUGUCCACACAGGGCAAAUUCUUAAUAAACGCCGAUACGGGAGCUCUGACUGUGUCCGAUUGGCUGGACCGAGAGACGCAAGCCACAUACAACCUUGUCAUAGAAGCGUGGGACAACUAUCAGUUUGGAUAUCUCAGUGGAGAGAGCCGUAAUGCCUUCAAGCAGAUUGUAGUCCACAUAGAAGACGUGAACGACAACCCUCCAAUCCUCCAUGUACCUUCGGAAUGUACUACUAUAACGGAGUUCCACAACUACCGGGAACCCAUUGUGUCAGUUUCGGCCACUGAUGCCGACGAUAAUUCCGCGCCUAACGGACGAGUGCAGUUCCAUCUGGUCGAAGGGAAAGGACAUGAAUUGUUUCGGUUCGAGCAAGUUGGUGGUGAUGCAAACACGGGUCGAUUGUUCGCUCGCCAAUCUUUAAAGGAUCGCUUUGGAAACUACACUUUAGUUGUGGAAGCUAGAGAUUUGGGCAUACCACCCAAUGUCGUUAGAGGAGAGCUACGGCUAUGUGUCACAGAUUAUAACGAUCACGCUCCCGUCUUCGUGCAUCCACCACAAAAUGUCACUAUCAAAGUGCCUGAGAACGCAACAAUAGGUACAACAGUAGUAGAGGUGAGAGCUAUUGAUGCGGAUAUAGGGCCAAACGGUGCCGUACGAUACCGUGUACGGCAGGACGCGGCCGGGGCUUGGCGAGCUUUCACCGUACAUGCAACCAGUGGAGCUCUCAGAACUACACAGCCCUUGGAUAGAGACAAGCAGACUACCUACCAGCUCAGAAUAGAAGCCUACGACCUUGGGCUGCCUACGCCACUUAGCUCAGACUUGGAUCUAACCAUCUACGUACAGAAUGUGGACAACUAUCGGCCGCGGUUCCCAAACAAGCAUAUACACAUCAACUUUACAGAGAAUGCACCGAAUAAUGGAGUUUACUUGCCCAGCGUCAUAGAGAGGGAUGAGAUAGACAGAGGCGAUGAACCCCUGUUACCUGUCUGCUAUUAUAUUGUAGAUGGCGAUGCGGAUAAUGUGUUUGAUUUACACAGGAGCACGCAUAGACUGACAACCAAAAAGCCAUUAGAUCGCGAACGAAAAUCAGAAUAUUUCCUUACAAUAUUAGCUUCAGAAGACUGCGUUACGCAGCCGAAAUAUGAUGAAGAAGUAGACGGAAUCAGCACACUAAAAGUUCACGUAAUCGUUAAUGAUGUUAAUGACAACGCUCCCAAGUUUGUCAGUAAGAUAUUUACAGGAGGUAUCACCACCGAAGCUGACUUUGGGAUUGAGUUUAUGCAUGUUAAGGCCAUAGAUUUAGACGAAGGUGAAAAUGCUAAAAUAAGUUAUUACCUAAUUGGAGAAGUUAAGGAAACUCUAGCAGAAGGCUUAGAGAAUUUAGCGGUGUCUCUGUUUCUAGUCAAUGUUGAAACAGGAGCGAUUUCCUUGAACUUCGACCCGCAGAAGGGAAUGAAAGGAUAUUUCGAUUUUAAGGUUCUAGCGAAUGACACGGGGGGUUUGCAAGAUGAGGCGCAUGUAUUUAUUUACCUACUGCGUGAAGACCAACGUGUCCGCUUCGUCCUACGCUCUCACCCGUCAGAGAUCCGAGACAAGAUACACGUGUUCCGUGAACGAUUAGCACGAGUGACCGAAUCGGUCGUAAACGUGGACGAUUUGAGGGUACACGAAAAUAAAGAUGGCUCAGUCGACAAUACUAAAACUGAUUUGUAUUUACACCUCGUAAAUGGUGAAGAUCAUUCGGUUUUAGAAGUCGAGCAAGUACUAAAAUUAGUUGAUAAGAACAUUGAGCAGUUGGAUGAUCUCUUUAAGGAGUUCAACGUCCUGGACACCCAACCGGCUGAGUACCAGCCUCUAACGGCAGAAACUCUUUCGUCCAACCAGACAGUGUUUUGGCUAGUAUGGACCACACUGUUCCUGGCUGUACUGCUCGUACUUACCGUCAUGAUGUGUCUGUCACAAAGAGCCGAUUAUGUCAGGAGGCUAAAGGCUGCUACGGCUACCGCAUAUUCGUCACCAACUCCUGGGGAAUCAGAUAUGACCAUCCGCAGCUCUGGAGGUCGAGUGCCUAAUACAAAUAAACACAGUACAAAAGGAUCCAACCCUAUAUGGCUCCAUGCAUAUGAAAAUGAUUGGUACAAAUCAGAAGAUCAACUCAGUCGCUCCGAACGUGACUCCCUCGACGAAAACGCAGUUGACCAAGACUUGUCAAAUGAAAAACCUUACUUCAUAACUACUGGCGCCUUUCCCUCACUAGAGUCUAACGAAACCGAACCCCAAACAAAUCAAGCAAAGUACGAUUUCUACCAACAAUUAGAACAAAUGAAAAACGCAAAAAAUAUGGAAACGACUGAAUUGUAAUCUGUAUUGUUAAUUGUAAUGAUAGAUAUUGAUAAUUAUGUGCCUUUGUAAAUUAUGUACCUCCAUUUUUAUCUGAAUACAUUUUGUAAUAAAUUAAUUUAUAGAAUCUCGUUUAUUUGUAUAGCCAAUUAGGUAUUUCCCAUCCGUUCCUCCACGAUCUUUUGAUAUGCUAUAAGUAUUCUAUCAAGAGUGGCAGUAUGUGCAGUGGGAACUAGCAACCGGACAACUCCACAAUUCGGGAUAUUUAUGUGAAUUUGUGUAGGAAUAUCUUUCUUGGUAGAAAUUCAUAUAUGACCAACCCCCGUUCAA